UCGAACUUCCAAUCAUUUGUCAUGGUUAAAGGUUUAUUAUGGUUAAAGCUUGAAAGUUCGACGUUCUCUGUGGCUGUCUUUAUGUAACUUUUGUCGUCUUCGCUGUUAAUUGUCAUGUGCCAACCGGCCCCGCUCUUCUUUUAGUUAGAGAAUCAUGGUUGUUACAGGGAGCGUUCUGGCGGCCAGUCCUACUUCGUCUCCUGUGCCGUCCAUGUGUCACCUUGAACAUACUUUCUUGCAGCAGUGAACCAAUGGCUGCUGUGGUAGAAGAUGUGGAGACACCCUCCAAGCAUCCCAUAGAAGACUCAGGUCAGAGUGGUGCCAAACGACAGAAAGUGCUUUUGGAGGAUGACGCUGAUGAGACUAAAACAAAAGCCAAGGCAAAGAAGAUGGCGAUGUGCAUGACUUACAAUGGAAAAGGAUACCUUGGUAUGCAAAGGAAUCCAGGUGCUAAGACAAUAGAAGAAGACCUGUUCCAAGCAAUGUAUCGAGCACGACUUCUCUCACAAGACCAAUUGGAUUCUCCUCAGAGCAUCAUGUUCCAGCGGGCUGCCCGCACUGACAAAGGAGUCUCCGCAGUUCGUCAGGUCGUCUCUCUUAAGUUACCAACCAAUAUUCCAGCCGAAACCAUGGUGGAUAACAUAAACAAUGAGCUGGGUGACAACAUUAGAGUCAUAGGAAUUAAAAGGACAACACGAGGAUUCAACUCAAAGAACAACUGCGAUGCCCGCACCUACAGCUAUAUUCUUCCAUCUUUUGCGUUUGCCCAUCCAAAUGUUGCUGCGAGUAUCGAAUACAGAAUUUCAGGCGAACGGCUGGAGGAAGCCAACAGAAUCCUGUCUCUCUACAAGGGUUGUCACAAUUUUCACAAUUUCACAUCAGGAAAGAAGCCUGAAGACCCCAGUGCCAUGCGAUACAUCAUAACUUGUGAGUGCAGCAAACCCUUUGAGCAAAGAGGCUUGGAAUUUGUCCAGAUCCAGCUGAAGGGGCAGAGCUUCAUGUUGCAUCAAAUACGUAAAAUGGUGGCAUUAGUUAUUGCUAUCAUGCGAGGCUACACUAGUGAAAGCACCAUUCGCAGAGCCUGGGGACCAGAAAAACUGGACAUUCCGAUUGCACCUGCAUUGGGACUGAUGCUGGAAGAGGUGCACUAUGAAAGGUAUAACCAGAAGUAUCGAGGAGAUGGUCUACAUGAACCUCUUACAUGGACUGAGAAACAGGACAUUAUUCAUACCUUCAAGGAGAUGCACAUCUACCCUACCAUAGUAGAAACUGAGGACCGAGAGCAGUCUAUGCUUAGCUGGAUGGAAAGCCUACAGAUGCACACAUAUGACAUACGGGAAGCUGGACCCCCUUCUGUGGUUGCUGUGAACAAGAACCAUGAGAUGGAAGAUGACACGAGAGCUGGCGAUGUGAAUGGAUGCAACACACUUGAAGACGGCAAAUCUUAAAAAUGGAACACAAUGAAUAGUGAAGAGCUGAAAAGAGCCUGCUGAUGGCAUUCACACGUGGCCACCUUCUUUUUAAACUUUUUAGCUAUUGCCAACAAGAAAAAAACCAUGAGUCCAUAUUGGCAAGGCUGGACAACGCAUCAAGGAAAUUUGAAAGUUGUUGAUUUCUGCUCUACCUUGAUCCCUUGCAGUGCGGUCCAUAGCAAUGAGACAGUAAACCAUUUCGUUGGGCUAAUGACUUGACAUUUACUAAAAGCAUUAUUUUGUACAAAGUGUAAAUAAAUUUACACCUUUAGGUGAGAUGACAAGAUAUGCAAGGAAACUCAAGUAAUUUCUUGAUGAGAAUGAUUAUGCCAGUGUGUUACUGAAUUGGUACACUAUUCAAAUAUGGACCAACACAGGCUAGUUGUGCAAUUGAUUCACUUUGGCAACCAGGUUAACUGUGCCGCAGCACUUUCCCUACUGUCACAGACUCAGAUACAUGAUAGAAUAAGUGGGAGUUGCCUCACUCUUUGGAUGUCACAAAACAUAAUUUGCUUUUACUGGUCAGCUAUGCGAACUGAAAUUACUAGGGAGCAUUCUUGUUACUGCCAGCAUUACCCAGUCUUUAAAUUCAACUCUGAGCAUGACAAAAUUGCUUGGCCCAUGGUCAAGUCCAGCUCACCAACUCUAUGCUCUAAAAUCACUGCUUAACCUUCAGGACACUGCUAAUCUCACAUUCAUUGUUAUUCCUUUGACGGCGUCUAGUAGGGUGUCACAUGUCGCAGAAAAGUACUCACUUACUUUCACUGAAAUAAAGCGUUGUUGCAGUAUUAUUGCCAAGAAUGCA
This is a messenger RNA of Ornithodoros turicata, 2277 nucleotides long. It is a transcript of the gene Pus1, whose product is annotated as pseudouridylate synthase 1 homolog. Gene Ontology annotation, cellular component: nucleus. Gene Ontology annotation, biological process: mRNA pseudouridine synthesis; tRNA pseudouridine synthesis. The record is from RefSeq and is a predicted model, not a curated record. The transcript is spliced from 13 exons. NCBI's taxonomy places the organism in Eukaryota, Metazoa, Arthropoda, Arachnida, Ixodida, Argasidae. Gene Ontology annotation, molecular function: RNA binding; pseudouridine synthase activity. The coding region runs from base 252 to 1448 and encodes 398 amino acids.